AUGUCCUCGCUUUUAAGCAACAGCAACAUCAACGCCUCCGAUAUCGGUAGACUUGCUACAGCCACAGCAGCCACAGCUUUGGGUCUUUUGGCAUUGAAAUACAAUGAUCGUGCUAUCUUCCGAGAACGACGUGAAGGGAUUGCAUUUGCCAAAGGAGAUCCUCUUGUUGGAAGUCUCUUUCGCAAUAUUAUGGGUAAAGACACGGCAUACGACAACCAGGUCAGCAAAUUUGAGGAAUUGGAUACUUUGACCUUUGGUGCCACCAAUUUAGCCCUUCCUCCUGUUAUUUGCACCAUUGAUCCCUCUAACAUCGAGUACUUUUUGAAAACGCACUUUGAGAACUACGUCAAAGGAACACGAGUACUUCACGCUAUGGGUCACCUCUUUGGCAAAGGCAUUUUUGUCAGCAAUGGAGAAGGAUGGCGGUGGCAACGAAAAACAGCCAGCCAUAUUUUCUCAGUAGCCAAUUUCCGAGACCAUUUUACAGAUGUGUUUGUUAAGGAAUUGCAUGCAAUGUGUGACAACAUCUUUGACAAAAAGGCUUCCAAUCAUCGACCCGUUGACUUUCACGAUGUCAUGUUUAAGUUUACUUUGGAUUCUUUUGUCCUACUUGGUUUUGGGAAACAACUUGAUUCAUUGUCCAACCGUGGCAAAGUCCCAUUCGCAGAGAGCUUCGACAUUUGCCAAGCAGAUUGCUUUGAUCGAUUCAUCAACCCAUUCAUCCCUGUGGCCGAAGCCAUACGUGCAAUUACACCGGGCAAAAAGACAAUUCGGGAUCAUCUCAACAUCGUCAACGAAUUCGCCUAUAGCAUUAUUACUGAACGUCGUCAACAAUUGGCCAAUGGUGAAGAAUUCAAAGAUUUAUUAUCACGUUUCAUGAGCACGCAAAACGAGCACGGCGAGCCAUUAAGCGACAGCGAACUUCGUGACACGGUUCUCAACUUCAUCAUUGCUGGACGUGAUACAACGGCUCAAGCAUUGUCAUGGACUUUUUACAACCUAAUGUUGCAUCCACGCAUUGAAGCUAAGCUUGUUGAAGAAAUUCAUGCUUGUAUUCGUGAUGAACAUGAGCAAGAUUCUCCUGCGCUCUAUGAAGCUAUCAAGAAAAUGACCUAUGCACAUGCAGUGUUCUACGAGGUGCUGCGUUUGUAUCCAUCCGUGCCUGUGAAUACCAAAGUGGCUCUCGAGGACGACGUAUGGCCCGAUGGCACACAUGUCAAAAAAGGAGAUACAAUCGUUUGGAGCACCUAUGCUUUGGGUAGGUCAACCAAAGUAUGGGGUCCUGAUGCCAAAGAAUUCAAACCAGAGCGAUGGAUCACACCUGACGGUGAGCUGCGUCGUGAAUCCCAAGGUCAAUUCCCAGCCUUCCAUGUUGGGCCUCGGGUGUGUCUUGGCCAAAACUUAGCAACCCUCGAAGCACUCGUUGCCAUUGUUUUGUUGCUGAAGCGAUACAAAUUCACGCUUGUCCCUAACCAGGAGAUCACUUACAAAGUGAGCUUGACUAUGCCUAUGCGAAAUGGAAUGAAGCUCUUCGUUGAAAAACGUUAG
This is a messenger RNA of Lichtheimia ornata, 1548 nucleotides long. RefSeq lists its product as uncharacterized. The transcript has 8 exons. The record is from RefSeq and is a predicted model, not a curated record. Lineage: Eukaryota; Fungi; Mucoromycota; Mucoromycetes; Mucorales; Lichtheimiaceae. The coding region runs from base 1 to 1548 and encodes 515 amino acids. Gene Ontology annotation, molecular function: monooxygenase activity; heme binding; iron ion binding.